Messenger RNA from Mesorhabditis belari, 639 nucleotides. The record is from the annotation of a GenBank genome assembly. NCBI's taxonomy places the organism in Eukaryota, Metazoa, Nematoda, Chromadorea, Rhabditida, Rhabditidae.
AUGUCGAUGCGAGCCGGAGGUUUUGUGCGUGAGGCGCUGCUUCGACUCAACAAGGGUUCCCCACAGGCCAUUACAACUGGAGGUGUGCAGCAACAGCAGAAGAGGACUAACUACAAAUAUGUUGGAGCGCCAGCUACAACUGAUGGAACGCUCGCCGGGGACAUCAAUGCUGGUCUGAACUCUGUUCUUUUCUCGGAGCUUUUUCGAGGAUUUGGCGUCAUGUUGGGACACGUAUUUAUGGAACCAGCUACAAUCAACUAUCCGUUUGAAAAGGGACCUUUGAGUGCACGUUUUCGGGGAGAGCAUGCUUUGAGGCGAUAUCCAUCGGGAGAAGAGCGAUGUAUUGCGUGCAAGUUGUGCGAAGCUGUUUGCCCGGCACAGGCUAUCACGAUUGAAGCUGAAACAAGACCCGAUGGAAGUAGAAGAACUACUCGCUACGAUAUUGAUAUGACUAAAUGUAUCUACUGUGGAUUAUGUCAAGAAGCUUGCCCGGUUGAUGCAAUUGUCGAGGGACCGAACUUUGAGUAUUCCACCGAGACUCACGAGGAGCUUUUGUACAAUAAGGAAAAGUUGCUGUUGAACGGAGAUCGAUGGGAACCCGAAUUGGCUGCUAAUCUCCAGUCCGAAUAUCUAUAUCGA